GUACAACUCCCACAAUGCAGUGCGUUUUCAAAAUGUCGCCCUCCUUCGUGAUCUGACUUCUGUACCACCAGACAACAACAAAGCAUAGCUUCAUUUAGAAAAUCUGACAGUCUACAUAAAUACUUGUAUUUAAUGAAGCAUGAGACUGCUGAUUACAGUUGCCAGAAUAAUUCAUAAACGGCCUUUGUGCAGUUCAACAUCAUGUAUAAGUUCGGCAGAGAGUUGCUCCGGAGCUGCUACGAAGAGCGGCCUGCAGUUCAGAGAUGACCAGCUAGUCUGCGGUUCGACCCGGGAGUUGGUCCAGAGGCUUCGAGGACAGGUGGAGGUGAGGACGGAAUUCAUAAGUGAGGAAGAGGAGGGUGCUCUCAUUAAAGAACUCGAGCCUGGGCUGAGGAAGAAAAGAUACGAGUUCGACCACUGGGACGAUGUAAGUUGUAAAUCGACCUUGCUUGUUGACUACAAGGUGCCCAGCUCACACUAACUAGCUAGAUAAUGGAUGUGGCUAAAGCUGCUGCACGUCUUACACUCAGAGGGGCUGCUUCAGUAUGCAAGGAGGAGCUCUUUUGGUUAAUUUCCCUAUUGGCAUCAUGCAAAUGCUUUGUUGUCUUAUAUUUCACUUACAAACAUGUAGAGAUUAAAACAGUAGCAGCAAUAACAACCAUAUCCAUAUUCUACUAGAUGCUGUAAAGUGUCAUAUUUGAAUUGAGUUAGGCUAUUAAUCAUCGCCAUUAUGCAUUAAAAGUUUAAUAGAUCUUAAUUUAGAUUUUUUUAUUUUUUAUUUAUUUCACCUUUAUUUAACCAGGUAAGCCAGUUGAGAACAAGUUCUCAUUUACAACUGCGACCUGGCCAAGAUAAAGCAAAGCAUUGCGAUAAAAACAACAGACUUACAUAUGGGGUAAAAGAAAACAUAAAGUCAAAAAAAAAAAUAUAUAUAUAUAUAUACAGUGUGUGCAAAUGUAGCAAGUUAUGGACGUAAGGCAAUAAAUAGGCUAUAGUGCAAAAUAAUUACAAUUAGUAUUAACACUGGAAUGAUAGAUGUGCAAAUAGAGAUACUGGGGUGCAAAUGAGCAAAAUAAAUAACAAUAUGGGGAUGAGGUAGUUGGGUGGGCUAAUUUCAGAUUGGCUGUGUACAGAUGCAGUGAUCAGUAAGGUGCUCUGACAACUGAUGCUUAAAGUUAGUGAGGGAGAUGAGUCUCCAGCUUCAGAGAUUUUUGCAAUUUGUUCCAGUCAUUGGCAGCAGAGAACUGGAAGGAAUGGCGGCCAAAGGAGGUGCUGGGUGGGUGUUGCUAUGGUGACCAAUGAGCUAAGAUAAGGCGGGGAUUUGCCUAGCAGUGAUUUAUAGAUGGCCUGGAGCCAGUGGGUUUGGCGACAAAUAUGUAGUGAGGACCAGCCAACAAGAGCUUACAGGUCACAGUGGUGGGUAGUAUAUGGGGCUUUGGAGACAAAGAUAGACUUUGGCACUGUGAUAGACUACAUCCAAAUUGCUGAGUAGAGUGUUGGAGGCUAUUUUGUAAAUGACAUCGCCGAAGUCAAGGAUCGGUAGGAUAGUCAGUUUUACGAGGGCAUGUUUGGCAGCAUGAGUGAAGGAGGCUUUGUUGCGAAAUAGGAAACCGAUUCUAGAUUUAACUUUGGAUUGGAGAUUCUUAAUGUGAGUCUGGAAGGAGAGUUUACAGUCUAACCAGACACCUAGGUCAAACCCGUCGAGAGUAGUGAUUCUAGUCGGGUGGGCGGGUGCCAGCAGCGUUUGAUUGAAGAGCAUGCAUUUAGUUUUACUAGUGUUUAAGAGCAGUUGGAGGCUACUGAAGGAGUGUUGUAUGGCAUUGAAGCUCGUUUUGAGGUUUGUUAACACAGUGUCCAAUGAAGGGCCAGAUGUAUACAAAAUGGUGUCGUCUGCGUAGUUGUGGAUCUGAGAGUCACCAGCAGCAAGAGCGACAUCAUUGAUAUACAUGGAGAAAAGAGUCGGCCCAAGAAAAGAGUCGGCCCACCCCCAUAGAGACUGCCAUAGGUCCAGACAACAGGCCCUCCGAUUUGACACAUUGAACUCGAUCUGAGAAGUAGUUGGUGAACCAGGCGAGGCAGUCAUUUGAGAAACCAAGGCUAUUUAGUUGAACAGUCAGGGCCCGGUUUCCCAAUAGCGAUGCAAUUUAGGUUUAUGCGUGUUUUAACGAUGCAUCGGCUGAAGAUGUAACAUGCGUUUCCCAAAACACCACGCAGAAAGAACGUUUGCCAAGUGCAUCGUUGGAUCGUUUGUUGAUACUGAUACUGAUAGGAGAGAAAAAAGCUAGCAGUGCUCUCGGAUCAGCUUUCUCCAUUCAAAUCUCACAUUCACUUUAAAAUUAUUCCACAAUACUGAAUAGCUCAAGAGAGAUAUUAUCACCUAGGCCUAUAUGGCUGCAAAUAUUGAGGCUGCUUAUUCUAAUACUUACCCAAUAGUUAUGCAAUAAAUCACAGAUUUGGCACAAUAUUGCACACGUUACACAUCAUGAAAUACACUGAACAAAAAUAUAAACGCAACAUGUAAAGUGUUGGUCCCAUGUUUCAUGAGCUGAAAUACAAAAUCCCAGACAUUUUCCAGAUGCACAAAAAGCUUAUUUCUCUCAAAUUGUGUGCACAAAUUUGUUUACAUCCCUGUUAGUGAGCAUUUCUUAUUUGCCAAGAGAAUCCAUCGACCUGACAGGUGUGGCAUAUCAAUAAGCUGAGUAAAUGGCAUGAUCAUUACACAAGUGCACCUUGUGCUAGUGACAAUAAAAGGCCACUAAGGUGGUGAGGAGUAUUUCUGUCUGUAAUAAAGCCCUUUUGUGGUGGAAAAACGAAUUCUGAUUGGCAGGGCCUGGCUCCCCAGUGGGUGAGCCUGGCUGCCAAGUGGGUGGGCCUAUGCCCUCCAAGGCCCACCCAUGGCUGCACCCCUACCCAGUCAUGUGAAAUCCAUAGAUUAGGGCCUAAUUUAUUUAUUUCAAUUGACAGAUUUCCUUAUAUGAACUGUAAAUCUUUGAAAUUGUUGCAUGUUGCUUUUUAUAUUUUUGUUCAGUAUAUAUUGAGGCAAAAAUAACAGCCAGUGUAGGCUACAAUUAGCAAAAUAUAACCCAAUUUACUGAACAGAUUUCAACAUGAUUGAAAAAUAUAGGCCUAUGUCAGUGGUGGUCGGUGCCGUUUAAGAUGAGGGAGGAUGAUUUUUGAAAUGAUGAGCAUGGCCUUAUUUCGAUUACAGCAUAUUAGAUGACUGUCAUUCAUAUUUCAUUUACCCAGCUCAAUGUAACGUCGAUAGGUUUAGGCUACUACAUGAUACUACUUCAUGAUUUUCCCUAUACCCAUCAUAAGGUUGCUACGAUCUAGCCUCUGAAUGAAAGUUUACAAUGUAGGUGCACAGGUCGAGAGAAAAAUUAGAGUAAUCAAGGUGACAAUGACACAUUCAAUACCGCCUUGUACACUCUUGCCUGCAGCUAGCUGAUCUAUUCCUUCUCACUUCUACGCUCUCCCCUCCUCUCAUCUUUUCCCUUUGCUUGUGGAUUUCAGUGCACAACAAAUCAGCUGUCUGUGACCAGGCGAAAAUACCUUUCCAAGCCAAACCUUCAUAUCAUAACCGCUAUACUCAGCCUACAUUGUUGUCCCCAUAUUAGCUAACGUCAUAAUCAACAUAGCUACUAGAACUAACGCGUUAGUAAACCCAUUACAAUCAUGCAGUACAGUCAGCAAGCAGUUUAGCAGUUACACCUGCGUGCCCCGGUGGCAAUAAAUUAAUAAAACCAAAAGCUUACCUUGACUUUGAAGAGUUCCAGUGUUGGAUAGCCAUAGCCAGCUAGCUAACAUAGCAUCCCUCUCUGUCUGAGCUGGGUGUUUUGAGUAGGCUAAACUAGGUAGCUAAGUGAAAGAAAAAAAUACAACGAAGUAUAGCUAGGUCUCUCUCUCUUGCUUCUCCUUCAUUUUUAAACACAUUUAUUUGUUCAAAACUGUUCAACUGUUGUCUUUCUCUCUCUUUGAGUCAACUACUCACCACAUUUUAUGCACUGCACUGCAGUGCUAGCUAGUUGGAGAUUAUGCUUUCAGUACUAGAUUCAUUCUCUGAUCCUUUGAUUGGGUGGACAACAUGUAAGUUCAUGCUGCAAGAGCUCUGAUAGGUUGGAGGAUGUCCUCUGGAAGUUGUCAUAAUUACAAUGUAAGUCUAUGGACGGGGGUGAGAACCAUGCGCCUCCUAGGUUUUGUAUUGAAGUCAAUGUACCCAGAGGAGGACGGAAACUAGCUGUGGUGCUACCCUACAGAGUGCUGUUGAGGCUACUGUAGACCUUCAUUGCAAAACAGUGUGUUUUAAUCAAUUAUUUGGUGACGUGAGUAUAUUUAGUAUAGUUUUAUCUAAAAAUGAUAACUUUUUUAAUGUUUCUCUAUUUGUAUUUUUAUGAAAUUCACUGAGCAGGAUGGUCCUCCCCUUCCUCCUCUGAGAAGCCUCCACUGGCUUAUGUAGCCUAUAACCUACUGUAGCCUAUUAAUGCAGUCAUCUUGGUUUUCAUUUGAAGCAUCUUUUUAUCCUUUGCUUGUUUGAAACAAUUGCAAAGACAUUGGCAACGUUGUAUUUGUAGUCAACUUCGUUCCGAAGUAAUCGGCGGUCACAGCGAGACAGAUAAACAGCUUGAUUCUAUGUUUGACGCCGGAAGGGCAAAAAAGAAUCCAACGACGCACUUGGCUGAUCUACAAGUGGUCUGAGGCAGUCGGUAAAUAACACGCGUUUUCAAUUGCAACUUUAGUGACGAUGGUUUUGGGAAACAGCUCUGAGAUUUAAUGAUGCACCUACGAAGGUUCUAGCGAUGAACUCAGCCUUAAGAUGCUUUUGGGAAACCGGGCCCAGAACAGUGUUUGUUGGCAAUCAGGUAUUGAAAAUGGAAAAUAAAAUCACUCUCUGAUGAUGUAAAAUCCUUUAAAUCAAUGUAGAAUAUCCAAAUAAUUUCACUCCUGGAACCCGGUCCCCCUCCCCAAUUCCACCCCUGUUACCCCUGUUGACAAUGAUAAUUCCCUUGACGCCCCUACCAACAUUGAAUAAAAAAAAUUCAUUCUUUCAACAUUGUGACACAAGCCUACCAGACGAGCUAAAUUACUUCUAUGCUCACUUUGAGGCAAGCAACACUGAAGCAUGCAUGAGAGCAUCAGCUGUUCCGGACGACUGUGUGAUCACACUCUGUAGCCGAUGUGAGUAAGACCUUUAAACAGGUCAACAUUCACAAGGCCGCAGGGCCCGACAGAUUACCAGGACGUGUACUCCGAGCAUGCGCUGACCAACUGGCAAGUGUCUUCACUGACAUUUUCAACGUGUUUCUGACUGACUCUGUAAUACCAACAUGUUUCAAGCAGACCACCAUAGUCCCUGUGCCCAAGAACACUAAGGUAACCUGCCUAAAUGACUACCGACCCGUAGCACUCACAUCUGUAGCCAUGAAGUGCUUUAAAAGGCUGGUCAUGGCUCACAUCAACACCAUUAUCCCAGAAACCCUAGACCCACUCCAAUUUGCAUACCGCCCCAACAGAUCCACAGAUGAUGCAAUCUCUAUUGCACUCCACACUGUCCUUUCCCAAAUGGACAAAAGGAACACCUACGUGAGAAUGCUAUUCAUCGACUACAGCUCAGCGUUCAACACCAUAGUGCCCUCAAAGCUCAUCACUAAGCUAAGGACCCUGGGACUAAACACCUCCCUCUGCAACUGGAUCCUGGACUUCCUGAUGGGACACCCCCAGGUGGUAAGGGUAGGUAACAUUACAUCUGCCAUGCUGAUCCUCAACGCAGGGGCCCCUCAUGUACUCACUGUUCACCCAUGACUGCAUGGCCAGACACGACUCCAACACCAUCAAUAAGUUUGCCGACGACACAACAGUGGUAGGCCUGAUCACCGACAACGAUGAGACAGCCUAUAGGGAGGAGGUCAGAGACCUGGCCGUGUGGUGCCAGGAUAACAACCUCUCCCUCAACGUGAUCAAGACAAAGGAGAUGAUUGUGGACUACAGGAAAAAGAGGACCGAGCACACCACCAUUCUCAUCGACGGGGCUGUAGUGGAGCAGGUUGAGAGAUUCAUGUUCCUUGGUGUCCACAUCACCAACAAACUAUCAUGGUCCAAACACACCAAGACAGUCGUGAAGAGGGCAAGACAAAGCCUAUUCCCCCUCAGGAGACUGAAAAUAUUUGGCAUGGGUCCUCAGAUCCUCAAAAAUGUAUACAGCUGCACCAUCGAGAGCAUCCUGACUGGUUGCAUCACUGCCUGGUAUGGCAGCUGCUCGGCCUCUGACCGCAAGGCACUACAGAGGGUAGUGCGUAUGGCCCAGUACAUCACUGGGGCCAAGCUUCCUGCCAUCCAUGACCUCUAUACCAGGCGGUGUCAGAGGAAGGCCCUAAAAAUUGUCAAAGACUCCAGCCACCCUAGUCAUAGACUGUUCUCUGUGCUACUGCACGGCAAGUGGUACCGGAGUGCCAAGUCUAGGUCCAAAAUGAUCUCUUCGUAACAGCUUCUACCACCAAGCCAUUAGACUCCUGAACAGCUAAUCAAAUGGCUACCCGGACUAUUUCCAUUGUCCCCCCCAUGGGCUUGUAAGUAAGCAUUUCACUGCAAGGUCUACACCUGUUGUAUUUGGCGCAUGUGACAAAUACAAUUUGAUUUCAUUUCAUUUGUGCUCACCAGGCGAUUCAUGGUUACCGGGAGACCGAGCGUGCUCAGUGGGGAGCGGUGUGUGAGGGGGUGAUGGAUCGCCUCCGAGCUGUGGCGUUCUCUGAGGGCAGCCCUCUCCUAGGCCCUGUGCAUGUCCUGGACCUGGACAAGGCUGGAUACAUCAAACCACACAUCGACAGUGUCAAGGUAGGUAGACGGCUCUCAUAUUAACCUGAGAUGAAAUGCAUGAUAAAUAUGGAACAUGGUGUUCUGUGUGCUAGAAUUUUCCCCUGACAUGAUUAUUGAGUGGACACAAUGUGAAUACUUUUUUGGCACAAGUGUUGUUUCAUUUACAAUGCUGUUUGGAACUCUGUCAUUCUCUCGUCCCCCCUCACCCCUUUUUUUUUUGUCUUUCAUCCUGCCUCUCUCUCUCCCUUUCUCUUUCACUGUCUCCCUGCCCCCUUCUAUCCCUUCCUCUCCUCUCUCUCUCUGUCAGUUCUGUGGCAGCACUAUAGCAGGGCUGAGUUUGUUGUCAGACAGUGUGAUGCGCUUGGUGAGGGAGGAUGAACCUGCUGAAUGGCUGGACUUGUUUCUGCCCCGUCGCUCUCUCUACAUACUCAGGUAAGGACCCAAGAAAACCUGCCAUAGCAACAGGCUGUCUUUCAUUGUAUACAAACGACUAGAGUCAGAGUCUACCUGCUAGGCCUAGUAGUAGGUUUUAACUACCCAAAACGAUUAUUUGAAUUUAUAUGACCGGGGAAAAGAGCAACUGAGUAAAUACCGUAAUGAGAGUCUGCACUAAACAAACUCACAAUAUCUCCUGUGGAGAACAAGGACAUGAAGUGGUUUAAAAUGUACUUAAUUGUUCUCUGUUACCUCCAUGUUUGUAUACUCUGACUGAACCCCUUCUAUAGCAUAUAACUAUACUUAUGAGGGCCCAGAGGUCCGCCUGGUCAGAUGACCUGAGGUCGUAUUCAUUCAUUCUUUCAAGCAUUUCAGAGUAGAAUUGCUAAUCUAGGAUCAGGUCCUCCCCUGUCCAUGUUGGGGUUAAUUCCACAAAUUCUACAGUAUUUCAAUUCCCUCUCCCUGUAAAUUCCAUUUAAUUCAAUUCAAAUUCCAGGACAGUCUUUGAAUUGAGAUAAUUCCAUUCCUCAUACUGGAAGUUUAAAUGAUAUAUAUACAUUUUUAAAUGCAGUCCACUUUUUAUACUAAGUACAUUCAUUCCAUUAACUGGGAAUUGUACAAAUAUUGAAUUCCAAAGAUUACUUAUUUUUUUUACAAUUCCAAUUCAAAGUCUAAUUCCAAUUCCAUAACUUGAAGGUUGUUGACAUUCGAAUUGAAUUCAACGUACAGUAAAUUCUCCACUUCAUGAGUGAAUUCAUUGGAAUUUCAAAUUAAAUUGGAAUUGACCAACACUGGUCCAUGUAUUCAUAUUCAUUGUGAUCUAAAAGGCAUAACUGAUCCUAAACCGGCACUCAUACUCUGAGACACUUGAUACAACUCCUGGCAUUUCACACAUUGUGCUUGUGUGGUGAAUGACUGAUGGCAUUGUUUUCCUGCAUCCAUCCAGGGACCAGGCCAGAUAUAAGUUCACCCAUGAGAUCCUUAAAGAUGCCGAGUCCGUUUUCUCUGGACAGAGAGUGCCCCGCCAUCGCCGCAUCUCUGUCAUCUGCCGGAACCUUCCUGUUUGAAGCAUGAGAGCCAAGAGAGACAACUGUGACAGUCUCACUGGCAAUAGCCAGAGCUCGGUAUUUGAGACGUUAAAAACGUCACUGUGUUAACAUUUUAUGUACACACUUUCUCACUGUGCGAGAGACUGUUGUGAAUGACGAUUUAGACGUUUCCCUUAUAAUCAGUUUUCAUUCAAGCACUUUUUUCAAAAUAAACUACCUGUACAGGAUUUAAUUCUGAAUUAAAUGUCGGUACGGCAUACAGGUAUGAUGCAUUUCAAAGGGUCAUAAUGCAUUACAAGACUUGUCAUAAGUAUCUAUGAACUUCUUAUGCUAAUUAAUGCCAUAUAAUGAAUCUGAGUUAUUAGCCUUUUCAAAAAGGCCACAUAGAAAGGCAUGUUGAUAAGUUGUAGGAGAACCACUUGAAGGAGAACCUGCAUUUUCUGGUGCGCUUCACUACCCAACUAUCCAAGAUCUGUAUUAGGUAUUUUGUUAU
Coregonus sp. 'balchen' is the source of this 8787-nucleotide messenger RNA. The record is from the annotation of a GenBank genome assembly. NCBI's taxonomy places the organism in Eukaryota, Metazoa, Chordata, Actinopteri, Salmoniformes, Salmonidae.